Pezoporus flaviventris is the source of this 2083-nucleotide messenger RNA. RefSeq names its product carbohydrate sulfotransferase 14 (gene CHST14). Gene Ontology annotation, cellular component: membrane. Gene Ontology annotation, biological process: dermatan sulfate proteoglycan metabolic process; carbohydrate biosynthetic process. The record is from RefSeq and is a predicted model, not a curated record. Gene Ontology annotation, molecular function: sulfotransferase activity. The coding region runs from base 1 to 1077 and encodes 358 amino acids. NCBI's taxonomy places the organism in Eukaryota, Metazoa, Chordata, Aves, Psittaciformes, Psittacidae. The transcript has 2 exons.
AUGCUCCCCCGGCCCCUGUGUCCCGCCGAGCUGCGGCGGGCGCCAGCCUCGGUCCGCAGCCGGGCGCGGGGCGGCGGCGGCCCCGUUCUGCUGCCCUCCAUGCUGAUGUUCGGCGUGAUCCUGGCCUCCAGCGGGCUGCUGCUCAUGAUCGAGAAGGGCAUCCUGGCCGACGUGAAGCCGCCGCCGCUGCACCCCGCGCCGGGGGAGCCGUCCCGGCGCGGCGGCGGUGCGGAGGCCGCCGGGGACGUGGAGUCCGAGGUGCUGCGGGACGUGCGGAACCGCACCAUCGGCGCCGUGUGCGGGCAGCGGGCCAUGCCCCGCAGCGUGUGGGAGCUGCCGGCCGGGCAGCGGCGCACGGUGCUGCGGCACCUCCUGGUCAGCGACAAGUACCGCUUCCUGUACUGCUACGUGCCCAAGGUGGCCUGCUCCAACUGGAAGCGCAUCCUCAAGGUGCUGGACGGGGCGCUGGAGAGCGUGGACGUCAAGGUGAAGAUGGACCACAAGAGCGACCUGGUCUUCCUGGGGGACAUGAAGCCGGACGAGAUCAGCUACCGCCUGAAGCACUACUACAAGUUCCUCUUCGUGCGGAACCCCAUGGAGAGGCUGCUGUCGGCCUACAGGAACAAGUUUGGGGAGAUCAAGGAGUACCAGCAGAAGUACGGGGUGGAGAUCGUCCGCAGGUACCGCCGGAACGGGGGGAGCUCGGCCGGUGACGACGUGACCUUCGCCGAGUUCCUCCGGUACCUGCUGGACGAGGAGGUGGAGAGGAUGAACGAGCACUGGAUGCCCAUCUACAACCUGUGCCAGCCCUGCGCCGUCCGCUACGACUUCAUCGGCUCCUACGAGCGGCUUAGCGCCGACGCCAACUACGUCCUGGAGCGCGUCCGGUCGCCCUCCUUCAUCCGCUUCCCCGAGCGGCAGCCCUGGUACAAGCCCGUCACGGCGGAAACGCUCCAUUACUACCUGUGCAACACCCAGCGCCGCCUCAUCAGAGACCUCCUGCCAAAGUACAUCCUGGACUUCUCCCUCUUUGCCUACCCCCUCCCCAACAUCACCAGCGAGUUCUGCAGGCAGUGAGCUGCGGGGCUUUGCUGAGGCCGCCGACGCUGUGGAACGCUCUGCUCUAUGCAAUCUGCCCUCGUUUUGUACUUUCCCGACCCUCUUUGUAUGACAUUUUAUACACGACCCCUGCUACCCGAAUACUUUUGUAUCGUUCCCGUUUUAACGUGUGCGUACGACUCGAGCACAGGAGCUUUUGUAGAGCUGUUUGGCUUUAGACUCUUUUUUUACAGCAGGACGUGGAAAACAUCUGUGAGGGAGCUGAGAAGUUGAUACCUUUUGAGUAUUUUUUCACCCUUUUCUGUGUUUUGUACCAAAUAACGUGCAGCUGAAUUGCAGGUGUAAUACAGCUGGAUGCACAGUGGUUGAUGCACUAAAUAUUAGCGCUGUUAAAACUGGUCCUGGAUUAGGCAGGGGGCAGUUUUGGGGGUAUGAGUAGAAGAAAAGGCUUUCCUAAACUAAGGCCCUAUUUAUCCUUUAGUUUCCCAGCUGUAGAUGGUGGUUAAAUAGGGCUGGUCUUUUUUUUCUGUGACAGUAGUACCUCUGGGGUUUAUUGUUAUUAAUUAUUUACCAUUGAAAUAAAACUAGUGAUAGGAUUUUGUGCAAUGUUUAGGACUUGGAAGUACCAGCUCCUUACCUAGCGUAACGUAUCUGAUGCAAGACCAAGCCAUAACAAUUCCCUUUUCUCUCUCUGAAUUGAAGCAAUACAGACGGGGGGUAAAAUCACAUCCCAUCCUGGUUCCUGGGCCAUAAAACAGCAGAACCCCGUCCUGCAGGGUGCAGCUCAUGCCAUUGGCAGGCCUCUCUGGCUGCGUGGGUGCAAAUCACUGUGGAAAACCACAUUCUCCAUCCACCUCUGAAACAACAGCGAGGCGAGGAUUAGUCCUCCCUCCUUGUAUGGAGGUGCAAAGCCUUUUUGUAGCUAUUUGUAUUUAAUUAUGGCCGUUAAGGGUGGGGAGAGGGGGCAGAACGCUCUCCCUGGGAGGCUGUGUCCUCGUUUUUAAUAAAGCUUUUAUACGAAUUA